AUAUAUAGCAGAGGGGAACGCGAGGUGAACUCGAUGAACAACUCCAAACACAUACUCCAGCUAACGCCUUAGUCUGCCUCAGUCAGACUAAGUUUGACUGUACACAAAGUGACUAAGCUUACAAUUGUUUAGAAUAGUUCAACGCUAUUUUUUAAUAUAUAUAUAUAUUAUUAAAAUAAUCAAUUUUUGAUUUGUUUUUAUUUUGUAUCUAUAAUAUUAAUAUAAUUUUUUAAAAAUGGUUGCAAAAGAUACGAAAAAAGAGCUGACAACGGAGUCAAUAAACCCAUACGGGAAGCCGCCCAAUCAAACUAAGGCUCAAUCAAUUAAAAAAUUUAUUUACAAUUCAGAAACAGGUGCAUUUAUGGGAAGGACAGCAAGUAGUUGGGGUAAAAUUGGACUUUUUUAUUUGAUAUUUUAUGGUGUACUAGCUGCACUAGUUGCUGUUUGUUUUUGGGGAUUCUUCCAGACAUUAGAUCCACGUAUUCCAAAAUGGCAACUUGAACGUUCAAUUAUUGGCACAAACCCUGGUUUGGGAUUCCGUCCAAUGCCACCAGCAGAAAAUGUUGAGAGUACUUUAAUUUGGUUCAAAGGAAGUGAUAGAGACAAUUACAAAUACUGGGUAAAUUCAUUGGUGAAAUUUUUAGAAGAAUACAAAAAACCUGGUUCAACACCUGGUAGAGGUGCAAAUAUAAAAGAUUGUGAUUACACUAGACUUCCAGGACCUGGACAAGUUUGUGUUGUUGAUACACGUGGAUUAGGUACAUGUACAGAAGAAGAUUUCUUUGGUUAUCACAAAUCAAGUCCAUGUGUAUUUUUAAAAUUAAAUAAAAUUUAUGGAUGGAAACCAGAAUUUUUCAAUACAACUGAAAGUUUACCAGAUAAAAUGCCAACAUCUCUUAAAAGUCAUAUUAAUAGUUUAAAAGCAUCAAAUCCACGUGCAUUAAAUACAAUUUGGGUAUCAUGUGAAGGUGAAAAUCCAGCUGAUCAAGAAAAUAUUGGACCAAUUAAAUAUAUGCCAUAUCAAGGCUUUCCAGGAUUUUAUUAUCCUUAUGAAAAUUCAGAGGGUUAUCUUAGUCCAUUAGUUGCUGUUCAAUUUGAACGUCCUCGAACUGGAAUAUUAAUUAAUAUUGAAUGUAAGGCAUGGGCCAAAAAUAUUAGACACAAUAGACAUGAAAAAGUAGGAUCAGUACAUUUUGAAAUUUUAGUUGAUUAAAGCUAAAGAUAAUUUAUAGCUUCAGUUUUAUUGUCUAUCAUUGUAGAUAAAUAUUUUUAGAUUGUGCAAAAAAAAAAAAAAAAAUAAAUACAAAAAAAAAAAGGUAGUUUUUUCGAUAAUCCAAACAUUAUUCGCAAAAAUAUCAUUAGAAAAUUUUGAAUAUAGUUAAUGGCAAUUAAGAGUUUGUUAAAUAACAUUUGAAUUUAAAAAAAAAUCGAUAAUAUUUAAUAAAUAUUUAUCAAUGAAAGAUGAUUUUUUGAAAAUUAAUUUGUCUUUUUUAUAAAUUUCAACUAUCACAGGUGUUUUACUGAUAGAUAAAUUCUCUGUCUUGUAAAACAUCAUGUAAAUUAUCAUCUCAAAAAAUAAAAGAGUUGACUGUUAUUUAAGAUGAAAUAAAUUGUCGAAUAAACAUGCCAUAACUUGCAUCAAGCUUUUGUAAAGCUUUUUUAUAAUAAUUGUGUUGAUCAUUCGUAUUGUUAUAUAUUUUACUUGAUGUUUCAAGUAAAAUUAUUACGUACUAUAAAUUUAAAACAAGACAAAAACUACACACACAAUCUCGAAGUAGUUAAUAAUGCAAAAAUAAAAUAAAACUACCGUUUUAAUGCAAUUGGUAAUUAUUAAAAAAAAUUCAUUUGAACACUUCUACAUAAAUAUUCAACUAUUAAAUAAUCAAUACAUUCAUAUAUUAAAAUUUUCUAUCGAAAAAAACAUAACUCCAAUUGCAUAUAGUAAAUGGAAAAAAUCUGAGUCAAUUUUUUAAAAUUAAACAUUAAUUUUUAUAACUCAAACUAUGUUUAUUAAAGAAUAAUAUUAAUAAUUUAUUGAUCGAUACCAAUGAAUAGUUAAAAAAAUAUAAAAAAAAUACAUUUACUUCCAAAAAUUUGAACUGAUUAAUUGUAUAGCUAAUAAUAUAGCUUUAAAAUUGUCAAUCAUCAUUUUUAAUUACUGACCAAAUUAAAAAUCAUGUACGAAAAAUAUACAAGUUCAUUUUUUUUUUUUUCUCAGAGCCAAAAUUUAUUACAGUGUAAUUAAUAUUCACGUAAAACUAGUCUAUUAUCGUACAAAAAAUAAAUUUAUAACGAAAAAAAAAAAACGAAAUGAAUUGAUUAAUCCAAAUCAGAUGAUUGUUCACGGGUAAAAAAAAAAAAAUACAAAGGUUGAGGAGGCUCAGGUCUACACAAAUUAGAAAAGCAAAAAGAAAAAAAAACAAUAUUUAAAUCGAAAAAAAAAAAAACAAA
Messenger RNA from Aphidius gifuensis, 2451 nucleotides. Its product is annotated as sodium/potassium-transporting ATPase subunit beta-2-like. Gene Ontology annotation, biological process: potassium ion import across plasma membrane; intracellular potassium ion homeostasis; sodium ion export across plasma membrane. Gene Ontology annotation, molecular function: ATPase activator activity. Gene Ontology annotation, cellular component: sodium:potassium-exchanging ATPase complex. The transcript has 4 exons. The record is from RefSeq and is a predicted model, not a curated record. NCBI's taxonomy places the organism in Eukaryota, Metazoa, Arthropoda, Insecta, Hymenoptera, Braconidae. Bases 236 to 1213 code for a protein of 325 amino acids.